AUGCCGUUUGGCUGCGUGACGCUGGGAGACAAGAAAGAUUAUAACCAGCCGUCUGAGGUGACCGACAGAUAUGACCUGGGCCAGGUCAUCAAAACGGAGGAGUUCUGUGAAAUCUUCCGGGCCAAGGAGAAGACGACAGGGAAGUUGUACACCUGCAAGAAGUUUCUGAAGCGGGAUGGGCGGAAAGUGCGGAAGGCAGCCAAAAACGAGAUCAUCAUCCUCAAAAUGGUGAAGCACCCCAACAUCCUCCAGCUGGUGGAUGUCUACAUCACCCGCAAGGAAUAUUUCAUCUUCCUGGAGCUGGCCACUGGCCGGGAGGUCUUCGACUGGAUCCUGGACCAGGGCUACUACUCAGAGAAGGACACCAGCAAUGUCAUCCGGCAGGUGCUGGAGGCUGUUGCCUACCUGCACUCACUCAAGAUUGUCCACAGAAACCUCAAGCUGGAGAACCUGGUGUACUAUAAUCGCCUGAAGAACUCCAAGAUCGUCAUCAGUGACUUCCACCUGGCCAAGCUGGAGAACGGGCUCAUUAAGGAGCCCUGUGGCACCCCUGAGUACCUGGCUCCGGAGGUGGUGGGGCGGCAGCGGUACGGGCGGCCGGUGGACUGCUGGGCCAUCGGCGUCAUCAUGUACAUCCUCCUCUCGGGAAACCCCCCUUUCUACGAGGAGGCAGACGAGGAUGACUAUGAGAACCACGACAAGAACCUCUUCCGCAAAAUCCUGGCUGGGGACUAUGAGUUCGACCCGCCGUACUGGGAUGACAUCUCGCAAGCGGCUAAGGAGCUGGUGACACGCCUGAUGGAGGUGGAGCAGGACCAGAGGAUCACAGCAGAGGAGGCCAUCUCCCAUGAGUGGAUCUCUGGGAAUGCUGCCUCUGACAAGAACAUCAAGGAUGGUGUCUGUGCCCAGAUCGAGAAGAACUUCGCCCGGGCCAAGUGGAAGAAAGCCGUGCGAGUGACCACGCUCAUGAAACGCCUGCGGGCGCCAGAGCAGACGGAGACGGCGGCAGCCCCGGCCCCGGCAGCGACCCCGGCCCCGGCAGCGGCUCCGGCCCCCGCUGCAACUCCAGCCCCGGCAGCGACCACGGCUCCGGCAGCGACCGCAGCCCCCGGCACGCCGCCCGCCGCCGCGCAGCCCCCGGCCCCCGGCACACCGCCCGCCACCACAUGUAACGAGGUCGGGGCCGCCGCCGAGCCCCCCAGCGAGCAGAGCGGCUGA
Molecule: messenger RNA, 1218 nt
Organism: Onychostruthus taczanowskii (white-rumped snowfinch)
Lineage: Eukaryota; Metazoa; Chordata; Aves; Passeriformes; Passeridae
Gene: CAMKV
Product: CaM kinase like vesicle associated
Exons: 10
Coding region: 1-1218 (405 amino acids)
Biological process (GO): peptidyl-serine phosphorylation
Cellular component (GO): intracellular anatomical structure
Molecular function (GO): calmodulin binding; ATP binding; calcium/calmodulin-dependent protein kinase activity
Source: RefSeq, a predicted model, not a curated record